ACCAACGAACCCACAGCUCCCAAAUCCGCACACGUCUCCGACCCAACCCUCAAACCAUUCCUACAAUCCACCUUCGACCCCGCCGAUUACCUCAAUGCCACGCUUCCUUCUCUCGCACUCUCCUCCGUCUCCUCCAGACCGCUGAAGCAAAGCAAUGCCGUUCCUCUAAGUGAACUCUCCUCCCAAACCCAGGACCUCGUCUCCCAGCUCAACGCACAUACAACGAGAUUAUCCGCCAUCCUCACCCAACUGACCGAUGACAUCCUACGGAGUGGAGGCCGUCUGGCAUACGAAGUGGAACUCCUACGCGGCGAAACCAUCGGACUUACAGAAACACUUUCCGACGGUCUAAAAGACGACAUAUCCAAAUUCCUCCCAGGCGGCCUGUCAACAGCUCCACCUGCAAACCAGUCCAAUGAAGAACCCACACGACCCUCCACCGAACCUUCAACAACACAAAACCCGGCCUCAAAACCCACCACAACAUCUACCCCCACACCCACCCCUACUACCACCACCAACCCAUCCGACCCCACAUCCCCCCUCCGCACCCUAACCCUCAUCCGCACCCGCCUCGACUCCGUCAUCAAAAUCUUCGGCGAAGCAAUGCACUGGACCCUACCCCCCUCAGACCUCUCCACCUCCUCACUCGCCUCCUCCCUCAUCUCCGUCUCUUCUCCCUCAAACAACCCUUCCUCUUCUACGACUACUGCGGACUCCGUCGCCGACCGGGAAAAACGCGGCAAGGAGUUCGCCCUAGCGCUCCGCACCGAGAUUGCAGAUCUCAUCAUGGGCUCCGAGGAUGCUGCCAAGGGUGCUGAGGCUGCCGCCGUGAGGAUCCAGGCGUUGAGGGAGUUGGCGGGUGUGUGGAAGGGGACGGCCGAGGAGAAGGCGCGGAUCAAGUUCGUCGAGAGUUUGGUCAAGCUGGCUGAGGAGAAGCAGAGGGAGUAUGUGCAGAUGCACGUCCAGCAGCAGCAGCAGCAGCAGCAGCAGAGGCCCAGGCCGGGGCGAAGUGGGAGCGGGAGUGUCAAGAGGGAGGUACCGGCUGUGCAGGCGCAGCAGCAGCAGCAGCAGCAGCAGAAGAGUAGUGGAGGCUUCUUGGACAAUUUACAGAGAAUCAGG
Messenger RNA from Westerdykella ornata, 1122 nucleotides. RefSeq lists its product as uncharacterized. The transcript has a single exon. The record is from RefSeq and is a predicted model, not a curated record. Lineage: Eukaryota; Fungi; Ascomycota; Dothideomycetes; Pleosporales; Sporormiaceae. The annotation marks the transcript as partial.